AUGGUGUAUAUCUCGUCUCUGCUUUCGGAUGAAGCAUUCGAUCCUCGUUAUCAUAAGACCUUCAAGACGACCUCCAUUCCCGAGCAUAUCAAGCAAAGGAUCCGUCGCCGCUGCGUCAUCCGUCCGUCUGUCAGGUUGCCCCGAGACUCAGAGUAUGUCUUAUCUUUCUUUGAUCUUGAUCUAAUUCAUUCACAGCUGACUUCCAAUUUUAUUGACAUCUCAUUAUCUAGUUCCGAGGAUCCACCCCCUCCCUUGGCCGAAAUCCUUUUCGCGAGACAUCCUUAUCUAAGCGACGUACUCGUGGAACAUGGGAAAUGCGCCGGUCUUGGGCCUUCCUCCGUUACCGAAAUCCUCGAACCAAUAGCAGAAGGACCCAUUCCUUCUCAUGACCGACUGGCACUUGAACGAUUGGCAUUUGUUGCAUACGGUCUAAUGUAUGAAUUGAGAAAGCCCAAAGGUCUCUCACCAAGCAGAAGACGUGAACUACAAGGACAAAGAGUUACCGAUUCUAUUGCAAGUCGAAUGGAAGAAGACUUUGCCAGAGGUCUUGGUAUUGCAACUCCGAUCGAACCAUUUACAAAGGAAGAAUUGUUUCAAUACUUGAUUGAAUCCUUGUGGAUUUGGGUGCAAGAUGAUCGCUGCAAGAUUGAAUUACUGUGA
This is a messenger RNA of Melampsora larici-populina 98AG31, 660 nucleotides long. RefSeq lists its product as uncharacterized. The coding region runs from base 1 to 660 and encodes 219 amino acids. Lineage: Eukaryota; Fungi; Basidiomycota; Pucciniomycetes; Pucciniales; Melampsoraceae. The record is from RefSeq and is a predicted model, not a curated record. The transcript has a single exon.